AUAGUUCCCUCCACCAGGUCCAGUGACAAUUGGAUGAUGCAGCCUUGAUAAUCAUUCGAUUCCAGAAUGGGUGGCUGCAUUCCUUUUCUGAAGGCAGCAAGGACACGCUGCCCCAGAAUCAUGCCCACUUUGCUCUUGUUGUCCGCCUUCAUUUUUUUAGUGAGCGUCCUGGGAGGAGCCCCAGGACACAUUCCCGACAGAAGGAUGAAGAUGGUGUCAAUACACAGCCUCUCUGAGCUGGAGCGUCUGAAGCUGCAAGAGACUGCUUACCACGAACUCGUGGCCAGGCAUUUCCUCUCUGAAUUCCGACCUGACCGAGCUCUACCCACUGACCGUCCCAACACCUUGGAGAAGUGGUUUUUGAUUCUGAGAGGACAAGAGAGGGACGUCUCUCUCAAGACAUUUGGCAUUCGCCUGGAAGAGGUACUGGUGAACGAGCUCACCCGCCGCAAGCAUCAAGAACUGACAGCCACGAUGCAGAUAGAAGAAGCCACCACCGGUCAGGCUGCGGGCCGUCGUCGUCGGGGAAACGUGGUGCAAAGGAUGUUUGGCCGCAUCAGGCGCUUUUUCAGUCGCAGGCGGAAUGAGCCCACCCUGCCCCGGGAGUUCACUCGCCGUGGGCGUAGAGGUGCAGUGUCUGUGGAUAGUCUGGCUGAGCUGGAGGACGGGGCUCUGCUGCUGCAGACCCUGCAACUUUCAAGGGUUUCAUUUCCUAUUGGCCAGCGACUUCUUGGAUCCAAAAGGAAGAUGAGUCUCAAUCCAAUUGCCAAACAAAUCCCCCAGGUUGUUGAGGCUUGCUGCAAAUUCAUUGAGGAACAUGGCUUAAAGGCAGUGGGGAUUUUCACCAUUGAGUAUUCGGCGCAGAGAGUGCGUAAGCUCCGUGAAGCAUUUGAUCAAGGUCUGGAUGUAGUGCUGGAUGACAAUCAGAAUGUGCAUGAUAUUGCUGCACUCCUCAAGGAGUUUUUCCGUGACAUGAAGGACUCUCUGCUGCCAGAUGAUCUGUACAUGUCCUUUCUUCUGACUGCAACUCUGAAGCCCCAGGAUCAGCUUUCUGCCCUGCAGUUGCUUGUUUAUCUGAUGCCACCUUGCCACAGUGAUACUUUGGAGCGCUUGCUGAAGGCAUUGCAUAAAAUUACUGAGCAUUGCGAGGACUCCAUUGGACUUGAUGGACAGCUGGUUCCUGGCAACCGCAUGACCUCCACCAAUUUGGCUCUCGUGUUUGGAUCUGCUCUCCUGAAGAAGGGAAAAUUUGGCAAGAGGGAGUCCCGCAAGACAAAACUGGGAAUUGACCACUAUGUUGCUUCUGUCAAUGUGGUCCGUGCCAUGAUUGAUAACUGGGAUGUUCUUUUUCAGGUGCCGCCUCAUAUUCAGAGACAGGUUGCCAAGCGUGUGUGGAAGUCCAGUCCUGAAGCUCUUGAUUUUAUCCGUCGCAGGAAUCUGAGAAGGAUUCAGAGUGCCCGCAUCAAGAUGGAAGAAGAUGCUUUACUUUCUGAUCCAGUGGAAACCUCUGCUGAAGCCCGUGCUGCUGUCCUUGGUCAAAGCAAGCCCUUUGAUGAAGAACCUGAAGGACCCUCACAUGUGCAAGUAAUCUUGAACCCUCUAGGAAAUCUGAAUCCCAAUCUCGAACAAGGACCAAAUUUUGAAAACCACCACAAUCCUGGCCUGGCAGAAGUUUCCCAUCUUAACGUAAUCCAGAACAAUGAAGAAAUCCCGGAAGCUGGUGAAAUUCCAGGUUCCUCUGAGGAGCCAGCUGUGCCUCCCGGCACUGCCCGUUCCCAUGACGAUGAGGAAGGAGCGGGUAACCCUCCCAUUCCGGAGCAAGACCGCCCAUUGCUCCGUGUGCCCCGGGAGAAGGAGGCCAAAUCUGGCAUCAGCUACUUCUUUCCUUAAGUGUUUUUCCUCCUUUAAGGUGCCGGACAGGGGAAAAGGGUGGGGGUAGACCUGGGAUGUCACAGGAAACAUGAAGGAGAAUCUUGGAGAUAGAUCUGAGAGGAGUUCCACCUGAUGCUCGGGUCAGGAUAGGAAUUCCCAAUACACUGCCAGCCCCUUCACUGGGGAUGCUUGGUCUCCUCAGCUGGUAAAAGCAGAGAUGUUUCUGUGUCAUGCCCAGGCUCCCUGGUGCUACCUUGCCUUUCUCUUUUACCCUUGGUCUUGGCUUUCUCACACUGCAGCCCUCCUUUAAUUGAUGUUACAUUUGUGGUAAACACCUGUCCCAGAGAAGCUCACAAAUCUCGAGGUGCUUUCCCUCCCCUGCAGGGGAUUGCAUGUUUUUCCUUACUUUCCGCCCCUCCUCCCGAGAGCUCUAUUGGAAAGGCCCUCAAGAGGCAUGCUAGAACGUUAGGUCAGCCUACUGACAGCUGACAAUUAAUGCUAAAUCAUGUCACACCAACUCAUAGCCGUGUCCCCGCAGCAACUCCGCCGCCUCAGGAUCCCCAUACUCCCCCCAAAUUAUUGAGACCGAUGGCUCGUCAAAAAGCCACUCCUAAAUUCUGUGCAGUUUUGCUCAGGUCACACCAACAGGGAAACCUCAAGUGUAAGCCUGACUAGCUUUUCUGGGGUCAAAAGUUAGAGGAAAAAUUAGACUUUAGUACCUGGAUCUGUUUUAAAGACAGCUGGUGUUCACACCAUGUUGUCAGCAAAACGGGCUAGUUUAGGUUUGGACACAUAGUUCCAAGUAGUUCAAGUCACCUGAUUACAAAUGUUCUUAUCUAUCGUCUCUGUAGUUCCUCUAUGCAGGACGGUACAAAUUUGCGGGACAUGCUCUGGUAACACACAGAUAUGGGUUAUGUAUGACAUCCAAAUUACAGCUGAUACUAAUGGGUAACAACUGCUGAGGUCCAUAGAGUGAAGAAUGUAUUGUAUUGAGGGAUAGAAACUGAUCAUACAAUGGAUAACAACCGCAGAGCUCGAAGAUUUGUGAUUGUUAAAACUUCUCUGGCAUUUAAUCAUUAAUAAACAUUUGUGUUGUGACAGCAUA
Molecule: messenger RNA, 2977 nt
Organism: Ictidomys tridecemlineatus (thirteen-lined ground squirrel)
Lineage: Eukaryota; Metazoa; Chordata; Mammalia; Rodentia; Sciuridae
Source: RefSeq, a predicted model, not a curated record